AUGGACCUGCGCAAUGAGCCGCUCUGGCAGUGGCCUUCUAGCUCUGCCUCCGUCUCAGCCUCGGACCCUGACUUUGAUGUAAGGCAGAGUCCGGAAGAUGAUGCUGGACCUGAUGGCUCUUCGCAACCUUCAGGCGAGACUUUCGAAAAGCAUUACCCUCCUCGUACAUGUCGCAUUUGCCUGGAGACCGUCUACCCUACUUUCCCUCCUCCAUCCGAACACCUGCCUGGGUUUCUUCAGUCCAAGCAACGCGUGACAUACCAGUCCUCAGACCCGGAGUCUGGUCGAUUGCUUCGCCCUUGCAAAUGCAAAGGAUCCUCGCGUUAUGUGCAUGAGGGAUGUUUACAACUUUGGCGACACGCGGACCCAGGUUAUGGCAAGAGGAAUUAUUGGCACUGUCCGACUUGUGGUUUCCACUAUCGCUUAGAGCGCCUCCGGUGGGCACACUGGAUCAGUAGCCCAUUGACGCAGCUUGGACUCACCCUAAUAAUUCUAAUGUUGACUGUAUUUUUACUUGGUUUUAUUGCUGACCCGAUCAUUAAUUUAUACGUGGACCCUAUGGACCCCAUUAUCCGCUCGGACUACUGGGAUACGCGUCCUGUGGCGAGUAUCUUACCUGACAACGAAGAGGCUUCCUGGACUGAGCACUUCAUCAAGGGGCUAGCCUCUUUGGGAUUUCUGUCUUUCAUCAAGGCCGUGUUUGCGCUUUCUUCAUGGCACGAAUUGACACUGCGCGGCACAGGGAUGUUUGGUGGCGGAAGGAAUUCUGGCCGCAACCGGGUCGCGUGGCUUGUCAUCGUCAUCGGUGUUGGUAGUUUUCUUUGGGCUGUUUACAAAGGUGUAAGAACAUGGAGCUGCAGGGCUUUAGAAAAAGCCGGAGAGCGAGUCAUGGAUGUUCCGUUGCCUGAUGACGAGGAUGAAGAUGAUAAAGCCUCCGCGGAAAAGUCCGAUGGAAGUAAGAAGGAAGAUUGA
Messenger RNA from Aspergillus niger, 972 nucleotides. RefSeq lists its product as uncharacterized. Gene Ontology annotation, molecular function: zinc ion binding. NCBI's taxonomy places the organism in Eukaryota, Fungi, Ascomycota, Eurotiomycetes, Eurotiales, Aspergillaceae. The transcript has 2 exons. Bases 1 to 972 code for a protein of 323 amino acids. The record is from RefSeq and is a predicted model, not a curated record.